Messenger RNA from Dipodomys ordii (Ord's kangaroo rat), 1299 nucleotides. RefSeq names its product ST3 beta-galactoside alpha-2,3-sialyltransferase 3 (gene St3gal3). Bases 157 to 1293 code for a protein of 378 amino acids. NCBI's taxonomy places the organism in Eukaryota, Metazoa, Chordata, Mammalia, Rodentia, Heteromyidae. Gene Ontology annotation, molecular function: sialyltransferase activity. The record is from RefSeq and is a predicted model, not a curated record. The transcript has 11 exons.
CGUCCCCACUAUGGCGGCGUCCAUGCAGCCCACCGCGUCGUGGGCGCCCGCCGGGGUCCCCCGCGGCUGUCGCCGUCGCCUUCGCCGUCGCCUCCGUCUUCCCGCCCCGCGUGGGGCUGGGCGCCGUCUGCCCCUGCUUCCCUCUCCGCUGCGGUCAUGUCGGAAAUUGUAAAUCAUGUGAAGAUGGGACUCUUGGUAUUUGUGCGCAAUCUGCUGCUAGCCCUUUGCCUCUUUUUAGUACUGGGAUUUUUGUAUUACUCUGCAUGGAAGCUACACUUACUCCAAUGGGAGGACUCCAAUUCAGUGGUUCUUUCCUUUGACUCCGCUGGACAAACUCUAGGCUCAGAGUAUGAUCGGUUGGGCUUCCUCCUAAAGUUGGACUCUAAACUGCCUGCUGAGUUAGCCACCAAGUACGCAAACUUUUCAGAGGGAGCUUGCAAACCUGGCUAUGCUUCAGCCCUGAUGACUGCCAUCUUCCCCAGGUUCUCGAAGCCAGCACCCAUGUUCCUAGAUGACUCCUUUCGAAAGUGGGCUAGGAUCCGGGAGUUUGUGCCACCUUUUGGGAUCAAAGGUCAAGACAAUCUCAUCAAAGCCAUCCUGUCAGUCACCAAAGAGUACCGCCUGACUCCUGCCUUGGACAGCCUCCGCUGCCGCCGCUGCAUCAUCGUGGGCAAUGGAGGUGUCCUUGCCAACAAGUCUCUGGGGUCACGAAUUGAUGACUAUGACAUUGUGGUCAGACUGAACUCUGCACCAGUGAAGGGCUUUGAGAAGGACGUGGGCAGCAAAACAACCCUGCGCAUCACAUAUCCUGAGGGCGCCAUGCAGAGGCCUGAGCAAUAUGAGCGUGAUUCUCUCUUUGUCCUCGCUGGCUUCAAGUGGCAAGACUUCAAGUGGCUGAAGUACAUCGUCUACAAGGAGAGAGUGAGUGCAUCAGAUGGCUUCUGGAAAUCUGUGGCCACUCGAGUGCCCAAGGAGCCUCCAGAGAUUCGCAUCCUCAACCCGUAUUUCAUCCAAGAGGCCGCCUUCACCCUCAUCGGACUGCCGUUCAACAAUGGCCUCAUGGGCCGGGGGAACAUCCCGACCCUUGGCAGUGUAGCAGUGACCAUGGCACUACACGGCUGUGAUGAGGUGGCUGUCGCAGGCUUUGGCUAUGACAUGAGCACACCCAAUGCACCCCUGCACUACUAUGAGACCGUGCGCAUGGCAGCCAUCAAAGAGGUUCGGGCCUGGGCUUGGGGGCAUUCCUCGGCAGAGCCAAGGGAGGGGGCUUCCAGCACAGAGGACAGGUUCUGACUGCAU